GUGUGUGCCUGAGAAACAUGUUUAAAAACGGAAAACAAUGUCUAAUUUUAUGUCAAACGGAGAAAAGAAAACCGAUUGCUUCGGCGAUCAUAACACGUGUGAGAAAGGCUGUCUUCAGGCUCUGCCAACUACCACAGUUCGUUUAUUAGGCAGUAGUCAAGUGAUAACAUCUGUUUCGAGCGCUGUCAAAGAACUGAUCGAAAAUGCCCUGGAUGCAGGUGCUACUAGUGUGGAAGUUAAACUGGAGGACUAUGGGCUGGAGAAGAUUGAAGUCCGCGACAACGGAUGUGGCAUCCAUCAGAGGAACAUGAAAUAUGUGGCCAAACAUUAUCAUACAUCCAAAAUUCACAGCUUUGAUGACUUGGAGCUGUUGAGUACCUAUGGGUUCCGAGGGGAGGCACUGGGGUCAUUGUGUUCUGUGUCUAACUUGACAAUCACGUCUAAGACCGAGUCUGAGGAUGUGGGUACCUGCAUCACUGUCAACCGUCAAGGGGAGAUAACCUCUUCAAAACCAUCACAUUUUGGCAGGGGAACAUCUGUGAUGGCAGCCAACCUCUUCAAGAACCUGCCAGUCAGGAAACAGUUCUAUAGCACUGUCAAGAAGAAAAAAGAUGAACUGAAAAGGGUUGAAGAUCUUGUGAUGUCAUAUGGCGUGAUAAGGCCUGAUGUGAGGAUAUCACUACGCCACAACAAGGACCUUGUCUGGCAGAAGUUUGCUGUGAUGGACCAUCGCACAGUUCUGUUGAACAUUCUUGGAACGGCCACAUUCAGUGCUCUAGAAAACAAAACAAUCAAGCAUGAUAAUCCUAAGAUGGAGAUGGAAGCUUUUAUACCCAAGGUAAAAUGUAAAGUGGCGUUGACAAGUCGAGCUACUGGAGAUAGACACCUGACAUUUGUUAACAAGAGACCAGUUGUCCUAAAGGAAGUCAAUAAGCUUGUCCGCCAAUUUUACAGCAGUCACCACAGCGGUGACGCGACAGCUGGUUCAAGAUACCCGAUAUACUUCUUGUCAGUGGUGCUGCCCUCUAGCGAACUAGAUGUGAAUGUAGAGCCGAACAAAACCAGGGUUAUGAUGGAGAAUAAGGAUGUUCUUUUACAACUUUUAAGUGAGAUGCUGGAAGCGCAUUAUGGGCCCUUGUCAAAAACGGCAGUAACAGCAAAUUCAAACGGUGGCAUCUCCAACCCACAAAACAGUACCACAGGCAAGUUAGCGGCUCAACCUGGUGAUGAUUUAUCACAGACUGAAUAUAAAACUGUUCAGGAUGAUGACGGAACAAGUAGUAAAUCAAGCAGUGUAGUGGAGAGAGAAAGUCGACAUGGAUUGUCAGAGUCUGUUGAUGCCAGGGGCUUGGAUGCAUCACAAGAAGACUCUUUCGGUUCAUUUGAAAUUGAAAUUGUUACACCAGAGAAAACUGCUGAAGAAGAAAUGGACACAACAAAGAACUCAGCUUCAAAUGACCCAGAGGUGGUAAGGGAAGAGAACUCUGCCAAGGGAAGUAACUCUUACUCCGUCUGUGACAAGGACAGGAAAACGUCACAAAAAGAGGAAGCAUUUCAAGAGCUUUUAAUUGAUUUAGAUGAGGAUGACAUACUCUGCACAUUUGAUGGAGAUUCUGGAAAAUCUUCCCCAGGAGAAUUCCUGAAUGAUCAAAGUUUGCGGAAUAAGAGUGGUGAUGUAAUAUCUGAGGAGGGGCAGAGUUCCAGCGUGGAUUCUGUGAAUGCUGAUAGGUGGUCCAAAGGAGCACUGAUGGACAGCUCGGGCAAACCCAUACAGGGCCCUGCGUUAUUAUUUCCACCCUCUAGCCGUGGUGUCAAAACAUCAACAACAACAACAGCUGUGAACAGCAAUGGAAAGAGACCAUUCUCCCCAUCUGAAGAUGUCACAGAGAGUCCGACUGCUAAGAAACCCUCCGUCAUCAAACCAGCACAGACCACUAUGUUUGAUCUCAUCAGCAGUCAACCAAUCAAACGUCCCCAAACUGCCUUCAUCCAUUUUUCCAAGGAAAUUCGCCCCACAGUGGUACAGGAGAACCCAGGUGCUUCGUUUGAGGACAUCGCUCGUCUGAUUGGUCAGAAGUGGAAGAACCUGACAGAGACGGACAAACAGAAAUAUGAAGAAAUGACUUCAAAGGAUGUGGAAAGAUAUCGACAACAAAUGUCAGCAUCCAAAGAGUUUCUGAACAACGGGAAGAAGAAAGCAGAAAAGCCAUCAAAACGUGCCAGUCUGUCCAUCAAGGACUGUUUGAUGAAUAUGAUGUCACCAAAAGCGACAAAGCCAGGACGAAGGAGGACAUUGACCCCUCGUAGGUCGUCGGUGAAUUCUGUCACCGUGCCCUUCAAAAUGGCCGACUUGGAGGACAGCUACUCCUCAGGAUUGAGACAAAGCCAAAAUCAGACUGAUCCAAACUUUAAGCUGGUUGGAUGUUUGAAGUCCAACGGUUCAUGGGUCUGUUGCCAUGGAAACAAGAUUCAGACCAUAAACACCUCCCGCAUUGAAGAGUCAGUGGUGUAUCAUAGACUGAUGAAGAGUUACGUCUUAAGGACUGAGAAAUUGGAUACACCUACUCUGUUAACAAAAAGUGCUAUGAAUGGAAAUGGUUGCCAUGACUUCUAUGCGACCUUGGUUGCCAUGGCAGAGGAAUGCUCCAAUUUGAUUGGAGGUCAUCAUCACAUUGUGGAUGAAAGGCUCACAUGUAAUGGUUUGGAUAUCACCUGGUGCAAAGAUUCAGAGACCAGCCAGAUGAAUUUCCACUUGAUGGGUGUGACCCCAAACAUUUCCUAUCAUGGAGUUAAGGAAUUGCGUGAGAUUUUGGAACAAAUAACCGUGACUGGGGCUAAAGAUGUGGCAUCCUGUCGACCUCUAAAUGUCAUCAACUACCUCAAGGGUGAAGCUGUUCGCAUCACAAGGAGCUCUCCUGCGAAAACUCAGCUGGCAGAUGUGGAGGAGCUCUUAGAUCAGCUGGCCAAUGAGGUUCCUUCCUGCUGCGUUACGUGUCUUCAUGACAAACCAUUUUACCACGAACUCUACGAUUUGUCUCAUGUAACAUUUUCUCAAACUCAGCCGUCACAAAUUCCCCCACAAACGUGAAGUACUUAUUCACCUUAAUGUGUGUAUAUAUAUAUAUAUA
Messenger RNA from Liolophura sinensis, 3128 nucleotides. Its product is annotated as PMS1 protein homolog 1-like. Gene Ontology annotation, molecular function: ATP-dependent DNA damage sensor activity; mismatched DNA binding; ATP binding. The coding region runs from base 38 to 3088 and encodes 1016 amino acids. The transcript has 16 exons. NCBI's taxonomy places the organism in Eukaryota, Metazoa, Mollusca, Polyplacophora, Chitonida, Chitonidae. Gene Ontology annotation, cellular component: MutLalpha complex. Gene Ontology annotation, biological process: mismatch repair. The record is from RefSeq and is a predicted model, not a curated record.